AUGAACAAUUCCCUAGAUUAUCUAGCUUACCCUGUAAUUGUCUCUAAUCACAGGCAAAGCACAACCUUCAGGAUGAAAAUGGACUUUUUCCACUACAUCUUUCACAAGAAUAGAAUACAAACAGUGAAGCCUACUGUCGAUACCAAACCUCCAGUGGUGCACACACACAACAUUUUAAAACUGAGCAAGCUACAGGGUGAACAAAAGAGAAUUGACAAAAUCAAAUAUGAAAACAAGCAACUGUGUCAGAAAAUAGCAAAUGCUCAUCGCGGUCCUGCCAAGGUGGAUUGCUGGAACGAAUAUUUUUCCAAGAGCUUGAACAGAGAAAUGAAGAACCGGGAGCUAGUGAGAAUCACCAUGGAAAACCAGGGCAUUUUGAAGAGGCUUGGUGAUUGCAAACCCAACUAUGACCGCAGGUCAUCCGAGAUAGACUGGCAGAAUUCAAGACGCUAUAUCAGAAAUACAACAAGAUAUCUUCUCUCCCAAGAUGCAUAGGUAUGUCUUAACGUGGCUGCUAUUUUUAUUUACUAUAAAAUAUGGUGAUCACAGUUGAUAUCAAAGCCAUGAGAACUGUAUAGAUGGAGAACAAGGGGCCCAGUUAAAGAGAUGAAUUUUACUCUUUUAUAAUGUCAAUUGGUCAUCCAUCCAUUUUGGGAUUUUAGAGCUCUCUGUUUCCUCUCUCCGUACAAGUAGGAAAUGACUGUCUUUCGUCAUCAGCUUUGAGGCUUUCCAUGAGUCUAAGAAAAUGAUUUGUUUCAGUAAGACAUAAACAGGAGGUCUUAUGGCUUUAAUGUUGUGCCAAAGUUACAUCAUGAGUCUCUGUCACUAUUCAAAAGUACUGUUGUGUUGGCAUUGGUAUUAACAUUACUAGUAAUGACUGUCCCUGCCACCCCAGGAGAAAGACAAAAAACACUCAGGCUUUCCAAUGUAAUGUGUAUAAUUAAUGUUUCUCCACUUCUCUCCCUCUCUCCUCCCUGAAUACAAAGUUACUCACCAUGGAAAAGAUAUAUGAGAAGGUCUUAGGAUUUCUUAGCUGUUUAGAAUCUCAAGACACUCCUAAGUAGCUGAAUGCCCAAUCUUAGGAUACUACAAUAAAGCUUGGAACAUAAAAUGAGUAAGUUAUACUUAAGAUACCCAAAGGCUUUAAGUCCCAUCCCAAAAUGGAGAGAGAAAGAAAGGUGCAAAUAAGCAUUUUAACUUGGGGCUAUGAAAAGAACUUUUAGUGAGAGAGAGAGAAAACUUUUAAAAACAUACAUCACCACCACCACCCUGCGGGGAGUAAAGGUGGGGUGAGGUGAUCCAGCCACAGGUUCCCCUCUGUUAAAAUGGAAAACAAAAGCGCAAAAAGAAAUUAAGGUUCAGACAACACAGAGAACAAAUGUCAUUAGUUCCUCUGUAAAUACCCAGAAUUAGAAGAGAAUGCUUUGUCGAAGUUUCCAUGCACUCUGUUCAUUUAUAGAGAGCAGCAACUGUGAAAACAUCACAAACAUCUUGAAACAUUUUGUAAGACGACAUUGCAUGGUCUCUAUGACUGGUCGUGUUGGUUUUGAACCUGACUUUUUAAACUAUUUAUUUUGAAAGAGAGUAACUCUUAAAUGUUCUCAUUAGAAAUAAAUGUUUCAUUUUAAAAUCAUUAAACCCACAGAAAGUCCCAAAUAAAUGUACAGGCCUUCUGUGCCAUUCACAUAAGUUCUCCUAUUGUCAGCAUCUCAUGUAACUACAGUACAAUAUGAAACCUGGAGUUGACAUUAGUACAAUCCAUAGAGCAUACAUAAAUUUCAGUUAUACAUGCACUCAUUUGCAUGCGCAUGUAUAGCUCUAUGAAAUUUUAUCACAUGUGUAGCUUUAGGGAACUAUCAUCAUAUUCAAGUUAACUGUACCAUUAUAAAAAAACUCUAUUGUACUUCCCCUUUAGCCACAGCUCCCCUUUUCCUACUAUCCCUAACCCCUGGCAAUUACUAACCUGUUUUCCAUCUCUAUAAUUGUUAUUUUGGGAAUGUUACAUAAAUGGGAUUGUGCAGUAUCCAUUCUUUUAAGAUUGGCUUUUUUCAUACAGUGCAAUGGCUCUGUAUAUGCAAUGGCAUGAUUUCCUUGAGGUUCACCCGUUAUGUGCAUCAAUAGUUCAUUCCCUUUUACUGCUGAGUAGAAUUCCAUGGUAUAGAUGUACCAGUUUAACCAUUCACUCACUGAAGGACAUUUAGGUAGCUUCUAGUUUUUUUACUUUAAUGAAUGAAUAAAGCUGCUAUGAAUAUUUGUGUACAAGUUUCUGCUGAAAGCAAGUUUAAUUUCUCUGGGAUAAAUGCCCAAGAGUGAAAUUUCUGGGUUGUAUGGUAAAUCCAUUUUAAAAUGAACUGCAAAAUGAUUUCCAGAGAUACUAUACCAUUUUACAUCCCACCAGCAAUGGAUGAGUGAGCCAGUUUCUCCACAUCUUCACCAGCAUUUGAUGUUAACACCUUUUAUUUUAGCCAAUCCCAUAUGUGUAUAGUGACAUCUCAUGUGGUUUUAAUUUGCUUUUCUCUGUUCAUGAAGUUGAGUAUCUCUCAUAUGCUUAUUUGUCACCUGUUAUAUACUCUUUGGUGAAAUGUCUAUGAAAAUCUUUUGCUAAUUUUCUGAUUGGAUUGUUCAUUUUUCAAUAUUGAAUUCUGAGAAUUCUUUAUAUAUUCUAGAUGCAAAUCCUUUGUUGAAUAUAUGAUUUGCAGAAUAUUUUCUCUCAGUCUGUAAUUUGUCUUUUUGUCCUAAUAGGGUCUUUCACAGAACAAAGUAUUUUAAUUUUGAUGACAUCCAAUUUAUCAUUGAUGAAACUUGUGUUUUGACCAUAUCAGUGUCAACAUACAAUUGUGAUAUUGGCUAUAGUACGGCAGUCUGCUACCACUGGGGAAACUAGGUAAGGGAUACAGAGGAUCUCUCUGUAUUCUUUCUUACACACAUAAAUUUACAGGUAUCUUAAAAUAAAAAUUUUUAAGAAAAAAAAUCAGUAUGUCCAGAUAUAAACUCAUUAUUAACUGGUUCCAGUUCAUCUCAGUUUGAGGAAUCACCAUUCUUCUAGACAUCCAGGUUGGAAACCUGGGGUUCAUCCUUUACUUUGCUGUUUUUCCCCUUCCCCCUGACUAUAUAGUUUAAAUCUACCGGUCCUACUGCUCAGUCUCUGUACGUGCAAUGGCUCGUAUUUCAAGCACUUGUGGUUUAUGACUGGUAUGGUAUGUCCCUAUCACUUUUUAGCUUAACACCAUCAGUGCUUGCCAUUCCUUCCAAAAUGAGCCACACUUUUUUGUUGUUGUUCUUUUUACUUAAAGGUAAGUAUGAACAUUUGUAGGGCAUACCAUAAAUCUGAAACCAUCUACAUUUCUACUGUGCUUCAUUACAAGCAGCCCAAGAGGAUAAGACCUUAAGAGUGGGACAGGUGGUUUGAGCACAUCCAGAAAUAGAAAUUAGGCUCUAGGAAACAAAGUCUACCUUAUUUUUAAUUUUUUUCUUCUUUUUUUAAAAUUUUGGUAUCAUUAAUAUACAAUUACAUGAGCAA
Manis javanica (Malayan pangolin) is the source of this 3520-nucleotide messenger RNA. RefSeq names its product CFAP97 domain containing 1 (gene CFAP97D1). The record is from RefSeq and is a predicted model, not a curated record. Lineage: Eukaryota; Metazoa; Chordata; Mammalia; Pholidota; Manidae. Gene Ontology annotation, biological process: sperm axoneme assembly.